This is a messenger RNA of Kuraishia capsulata CBS 1993, 426 nucleotides long. RefSeq lists its product as uncharacterized. NCBI's taxonomy places the organism in Eukaryota, Fungi, Ascomycota, Pichiomycetes, Pichiales, Pichiaceae. Bases 1 to 426 code for a protein of 141 amino acids. The record is from RefSeq and is a predicted model, not a curated record. The transcript has 2 exons.
AUGUCGACAGGAAGCGGAAUGUCCCAGCGGGUGAUGAACAUGAAGUUCAUGAGAACUGCUGAGUCUAGCUCAGCAAGAUCUCAGGCAGAAGAAACUGAGAACAAACUCAAAGAUUCCAGUGAAUGGAAGCUACCAGCAAACAGAACGAUACAAGUGCAGAAGCCGGCUUCGAGGAAUUUCGAGUCGGUGGGGUAUGCUUCACUGAAUGCCCUAGCCAAUGAUGAUGAUGAUGAGCCGAAACCAGUGGGGAGGAGAACACUUGGAAAGCCACUCUCCAAAACAGAUGCUCCUGAUGUAAAGGCUGAAAAGGACAAGCUAGAUGAGGUUUUAGAAGAUAUGUGGAAUAAAGAGUCCCCUUCCAACAAGAGGAAACAGGAUGGUGAGGACAAACUGAAAAAGAAGAAGAAGAAGCCUUCAAAGAAGUGA